GUGCUUCGUAUGGCUGCUCAGCUCCCGAGCAUGACUCCCAUGCCAGAGUGUCUUCGUUCAUUCAUGUCUGGAACAUCCACUCAACCACACUCCAGUGUCUUUGUUCCCACAACAAAUCCUUCAAGGACAUGUGGCCAGCUGGGCUGCUACUUUGGACAAAGUGUUGAAGUCGGCUUAGGCCACAGGAAGUCUGAUGCUGCGUCCAAACUGAAGCUCCUGAGUUCAGGUGGAUGGCUGGGCAGACAGACAGCAGCUGUGAAAGUCCAGUUCACCUUGUUCAGUCCUGCACUCAACUUAUUUACCGGUGUGACGAUGCUGGCUGAGCAGAGCCCGACAGGUGUCCUCCUGCCCUCUGCCAAAGUCCAGUCAGUUAGGGUGUAUCACACCCCUGCUGUGUGGGACUAUGUCACUAUGGUGUGCCAGCUCCUCUUCCUUCUCUUGUCUCUGCUGCAACUCUGGGAUCAGGUGUACUCUGUAGGGCAGGAAGGGCUGUUUGGAUACUCGAGGAGGCCCUGCAGCUGGCUAGAAGUCAGUUUGCUGAUAGUAACCCUUGUGUAUUACUCUUAUUACAUCUAUCACUCUGCAAUUGUCUUGGACAUAGUGGAGCUGCUGCAGAGACACAACCACAGAAGACAUGUUGAUGUCGUACUUCUGGCAACCUGUGAACAACAUAUCCGCAUUCUGGGCGGAGUUCUGCUCUUCCUCCUCACCGUGAAGUGUGCGACUGUGUUGAGGGUGAUCAGGACGUUUGCCACCUCUGCUGCACUCCUCACUCGCACGCUUUACAGACUUUUAUGGCCAAUGAUUACAGGUCUUAUCCUGAUGGUGGCGCUGUCCUGCGUGGGGAAUCUCCUACUUGUGAAAAGCUCCUGGGCCUUCAGUUUACCUUCCCGCUCACCUCAGACACGCCUCAGUCAUUACUGGAGUCACAGGGCCUUAAAGUGCCCCCUCCUUUCUGAGCGUGAUCUCCUUUACCGAGGAGCUCUCUAUCUGUCCUCCAUUGUGUGGACAGCAGGGACUCUAGGUGUUGUGUCAUCAGUGUUCAGAAGUGCCAAAGCAUCUCGAACCAGGGGGAAUGUCUUCACUGUGACAGAAUUAACCGAUUACAUCAGACAGAGAGUCUCUGAGUUUACAGGGCAUGCACGAAGACAAUCAUUGACUGAAAAUCAAGUGGAAAGGAGGACUUAUCACCUUGAGGAGUUUGAAGGCUUAGUGGAUGAACUUUUGUUUAAACUCAACGUCCUCUCAAACAGUCUGCACCUCACGCUGCCCCCCAAAGCCCAUCACUACAGGGAGGAGGACAGUCCUCACACCUCACCAAUACAGGAGCCUCCUGACUUAGAUGCACAGGACUCUGUGAGACCACUACCAUCAGAAGAGACCAUGUCUAAUGAUCACACAGAUGUUAGUGGCCACGUGGAAACCCUUUCUCCAUCUUACUUGCUCAGGUCCAGACUUGAACCGGAGAUACUGACACUCCAGCAACAGAGAAACCAACGGGGAGACGAUUGCUUCUCCAACACUGCUUUUGCAUCACAUAAUUCACAGCAACCUGAUACAAUAACAGAAGAAAAUCCAAAAGACAGAGAGCUUGAGACUUAUUUCAAUGUUCAAAAUUGCGUCUCCCCUCCAGGGUCAGCAUCACUGAUUACAGUUUGUUCAGAUGAUGAUCCUGAGAAGGAAGUUGACCAGACGACCAGAAGAGAUUACAGCUGCUGGUUGAGUAUAACUCAGGCCACUCAUACCGAGGUGGUGUUGGAGGUUCUUGUACAUGAGGCACCUGAGAGUCUACCGUCAUAUAAACAGUAGGGUCCUGCUGCAGGUAACAUUAUCAUAUAUAAUGAUACUAUUUGCUAUGCGCUUGGGAUUUCACUGCAUCUCCUUAACUAGCAAAUAAUGUAAUCUGGAUCAAAUAAACAUAUGAAAUAAGCCGUCCCAUUCUGGUAGGUACUCAAAAAAACCGUUCAAUUAAAUUUAGUAACUACCUGUGGCUUUUUUUUUUUUUAUUACUUUUUAAGAAUCCUUUACUUUCUAUUAUUGCAACCUGUCAUUUAAAUUUGAUUGUAAUA
This is a messenger RNA of Labrus bergylta (ballan wrasse), 2069 nucleotides long. The record is from RefSeq and is a predicted model, not a curated record. Lineage: Eukaryota; Metazoa; Chordata; Actinopteri; Labriformes; Labridae.